CAAUCACUGGUCAGACUUGAACAGCGGUCACUCUGGCGUGCUUUAGUUUGCGACGAGUGAUUUGUGUUUUUACAAACUUUCAGAUGAUUCAGGCGUUAGCAAGUACGCUAACGUCAGGUAAUGACCGAGCUCUGGUGAGAGCCGAGGCUGUGCAGUCAUGUCAGGGCCAAACGUUUGGACGCGUAGCCGAGAGAGGAUGAGGCGAUUCCCCGACUUGCUUGCCCAGUGCUCCACAGAGGCAGCGGCUUAUGGCAAAUGUGUGGUCGCCACGACUACUGGCAAGCAGGAGCUGAAGAAGGAUUUAUGUGCAAAAGAGUUUGAAGGACUGAAGGCCUGUUUUGUCUCUGCUGCAAAGCGGGGUAUGAAGUAAAGGGGCGAACUGCAGCCUUAGUCUGUAUUGUGGAUGUAUACACUAAUAUAGGCUGUAUAGAUGACCAGUUUCUGUUAUGGGACUUUUUUUUUUUAAACCACAAUCAGCAGAUAUUGUAUUAUUUUAUACAAAAAUAUUUAAAUAGAAAAUGAAUGUUUAACUUAUGUUUAUAUUGUCUUACUGCAAAAAAAUAAACUAUUUGUAUGGCA
Molecule: messenger RNA, 579 nt
Organism: Pygocentrus nattereri (red-bellied piranha)
Lineage: Eukaryota; Metazoa; Chordata; Actinopteri; Characiformes; Serrasalmidae
Gene: ndufaf8
Product: NADH:ubiquinone oxidoreductase complex assembly factor 8
Exons: 4
Coding region: 158-370 (70 amino acids)
Biological process (GO): mitochondrial respiratory chain complex I assembly
Cellular component (GO): mitochondrion
Source: RefSeq, a predicted model, not a curated record